Triticum dicoccoides is the source of this 1334-nucleotide messenger RNA. Its product is annotated as transcription factor MYB4-like. Bases 235 to 1134 code for a protein of 299 amino acids. The transcript is spliced from 3 exons. NCBI's taxonomy places the organism in Eukaryota, Viridiplantae, Streptophyta, Magnoliopsida, Poales, Poaceae. The record is from RefSeq and is a predicted model, not a curated record.
UCCAUCUGCUGCGCUGCAACACCGCGAGUCCGCAUCGCACAGCACCACCCGCACACCCAGCUCGCCGCUGCGCCCAGGAAACUUUGAUCAAUCCAUCCAUACGCCCUGUAGUGCCGCAGCGCCAGCAACGAGAGGCUUCCGCGCCACCCCGCAACGGCAGGCUUGUGUUCGUUUCGGCGGAUUUCGGUGGGGAAUUCGGCGGCGUGGUGAUAGCUAGAGCAAGAGGGAGUAGGCAUGGGGCGUGCGCCGUGCUGCGACAAGGCGAGCGUGAAGAGGGGGCCGUGGUCGCCGGAGGAGGACGAGCUGCUGCGGAGCUACGUCCGGAGCCACGGCGCCGUCGGCAACUGGAUCGCGCUCCCGCAGAAAGCAGGGCUUAACCGGUGCGGCAAGAGCUGCCGGCUGAGGUGGCUCAACUAUCUCCGCCCGGACAUCAAGCACGGCGGCUACACCGAGCAGGAGGACAUGGUCAUCUGCUCCCUCUACAACUCCAUCGGAAGCAGGUGGUCUAUCAUCGCGUCCAAGCUUCCCGGCAGGACGGACAACGACGUCAAGAACUACUGGAACACCAAGCUCAAGAAGAAGGCCAUGGCCAUGCACCAGCACCAGCAGCAACAGUACCACCACCACGGCAGCGCGGGCCGGGGACAUACCGGCGGCGCGACGAUCGCCACGCCACCGCCCGCCCCUCAGAGCCAAUGCGCAUCAUACAUGCAGCCCUCGCCCGCGUCCGCCUCGUCCGCUGUCACCACGGCGAGCGGCGACGCGGCCAGCUUCGGCGCCAUGUACUCCCCGUCCCACCAGGCGCCACUCGCUCACUAUAACGUCAACGCCGCGGCGCCACUUGCCGAAUUCUCGGCCAUGCCGAUGCCGGCCGCGGCCAACAGCUGGGCCAUCAAUAUGGCGUUCGAGGACAUGUUUUUGCCCGAGCUCGUCGGGGGCGGGGACUUCUCCCAGGCGGACCUGUUCGGCGGGUUCGGGGCGUCGCUGCUACAAGCGCAAGACAGCAGGGCGUCGUCCCUGCAGGAGCUCUCCGCGUGCUACUUCCCCAACGUUCAGGCGGAGAUGUGGGCGGCCGCCGCCGACCACGUCAACGUCAAGCCGCCGGGCGCCGGCCUGUGCCCCAGCCUGACAUGAAAAACAAAAUGAAGCCACUAAUGUCACCGCAUCCAUGUGCAAGAUGUUCAUGCCUAGUCGUCGAUCGCCGUAGCUGCUGGCUGGCUGGCGCCGCCUUGUCCCUGUUAAUUUUCUGUGUCCAUGAGAUGGAUUAUUACAUGUACAUUAUCUUGUCCGCCACUCCACUGCUAUGUCAUAGAUGAUGAGCUAGAUUUGGAUUC